UCCACCAUAGAACAGUUUACUGGUUUUCAUCCCAGGGGGAUUUCCCGCCAACAGUCCCGCAAGAUUACCCGCCUUAUAGGUGAGCUCAUAGCCAUUGGGGGGGCUCCAUUUAACAUGGUGGAAGGGGAACCUUUUAAACGCCUUCUAAAGGCACUUGCACCCCAAUAUAUUGUACCAUCACGUACCACAUUCAGCAGAAGUAUAGUACCUGCUUUGUAUAAAUCGUGUGUGGAAAAGAGGAGCUGGGAAAAGCUGCUGGACAGUCUGUACAUCUAACCACUGACCUGUGGAGUGCUCCCAGUGGCCAGCAUGCUUUCCUAUCAUUGACCACACACUGGUGGCAGCCCAUUGUCACUGAACUUGCCCAAACCAAAUCAGGUCCAAGAAGCACAGGGGCUGGUGUUGAGAAUACAAAUCAGGGCCACCGCUCAUUCCUCCUCCAUGCAGAGGUAUUGGAUGAGCAGCACAGCUCACAAAACAUAACCAGAGCACUUAAAAAAAAUGGUGGAAGAAUGGCUUGGGGAACACGUAGAUACACAUCCGAAGAUGGGUUUCGUGGUGACUAACGGUGCAGCCAAAAUGAUAAAGGCAUUGCGUGAUGGCAACUUUGUAUGUGUGCGAUGCUCUGCACAUGUCCUCCAUCUUGUGGUGAAGGCCGGUUUGGAAGACACCUCAGAGAGCAACACAAAGCUCACAGGAGUUCUGGAUUCAUGUAGAAAAAUUGCAGGGCAUUUUCACCGGAGUGUUAAAGACAGCCACUUACUCAGACGGGAGCAGAGUAAGGCAGGUGUUCCUCAACACAGACUGAAACAGGAUGUUAGCACCCGGUGGAAUUCCACACUAGAAAUGCUGGAAAGAAUCCUAGAGCAGCAGAAACCCAUACAUGCAAUGUCCCAUGAAAAUUAUAUUGGCAUCACCAGAGCAUUUGGCAGGGAGGAGUGGACCUUAGUUGCUCAGGUGGUUGCUGUACUUAGCCCCUUUCGUGCGGUCACGGAAAAGUUAAGCCAGGAGAAGGCAAGUUUGGCGCAAGUCAUCCCUCUCUUUACUCAUCUGUUAACCAAAAUGGAUGCCUUCCUGAAUAACAGAGAGAAGUUGACUGGAGGCUAUAUAGUUGGUGAUGUUGCCACACUGGUAAGGAGACUCCAGGUCCUACUACAGCGUAGGAUUAAAGAGCUGACAGACACUUGCCCUGAUCUAAUGCUAGCCACCAUGUGUGACCCCCGGAUUAAGGGCAAAAUGGCUCUCCAAGCAAAUGCCCUAACAAGCUGGAGGGACAAAUUAAUCAUCAAGGUGUGUGACAGACAGAGACUAUUAGAUGUGGGACAAGAGAGGCAUGAUGAGGAGGAAGAAGCAGAGGAAGAUGAGCCUGCAGAAAUCUCAGCAACCAUCAGCAACACUGCUACAACCUCCUCAAGAGCUGCAGACUUUUGGGCAGAGACAUUGCAAAGCCUGGUUGGACAAACCAGACAACCCUCUCGGAUACCAAGAGACAAGGUGGCAGACAUGGUCAAAAUUUAUGUGUCUGAACCAAAUAUAUUUCCCACUGCCGAUGCCAUGAAAUAUUGGGACGAAAAGAGGGCUAUUUGGCCUGCUCUAAGCAUGGUGGCCCAGGAGCUCCUAUCCUGCCCCCCAACCUCUGUGCAAAGUGAGCAGGUAUUUUCUGUCACCGGGAACAUUCUAUGCCCACAGCGUUCUCAACUGUCCCCUCAGCUCAUGGAGCAGAUGACUUUUUUUAAAGUCAAUUUGCCAAAGUUAGGGUACCCAGCCCUAAACUUUGAAACAAGUUAAAAAGUUGAAGUUACCUCUUCAGUUAAAGUUGAACACUGCAGUUACCGUUGAGUUCAAGUUUCGUUAACAAGUUGGAAUGUUUUCCCGUUACUACCAGUUGUUUAAAAGUGAAGCAAGUGACAAGCUUAACAGCCCCUUCAAACAGGUGAGUGGUCUGUCAAUCAUCCCCUUCCCUCCUAAUAUCCCAUUAUUAAUUUUAGUUUAAUUUAUACCUUUCCAUCUUUCUUUCAGGAUUUAGGAAUCCUAUUGCUGGACCUUGAAGUGGGUGAAAAAAAACAGUUUCUUUCAGCAAAUCACUGGGCUUGGAACUCUUGUUUUUGUGAUCGGUGGAGUUCAACCAUGGUGCGAUUCAUCCGGCGCAAUUCGCGCGACAUGUUCCUGUUCUCCUUGGCCAGCCUUUGGAUUUCUUUAGCAAGCUGCAGCACUCUCGGAUUCAGGUGACAUAUGAGGACCACCAAGGCCUGUCUCACUCCGACCCUCUGGCAGGAGAUGGUUCCGGAACUCCUGCUCCCACUUCCUGAAUUCCUUGUUUGUUUGUUUUUUACGCAGGACGGUUGCUUUACAGUCAUAAUACCUGCAUGAGAUAUAGUUUAUUAAAAAGUUUAUCAUACAUUUAAAAUCAAUAAAAAGUUUU
Messenger RNA from Hyla sarda, 2422 nucleotides. Its product is annotated as zinc finger BED domain-containing protein 4-like. Lineage: Eukaryota; Metazoa; Chordata; Amphibia; Anura; Hylidae. The record is from RefSeq and is a predicted model, not a curated record. The transcript has 3 exons. Gene Ontology annotation, molecular function: protein dimerization activity. Bases 502 to 1788 code for a protein of 428 amino acids.